Molecule: messenger RNA, 1248 nt
Organism: Dissoconium aciculare CBS 342.82
Lineage: Eukaryota; Fungi; Ascomycota; Dothideomycetes; Mycosphaerellales; Dissoconiaceae
Exons: 2
Coding region: 1-1248 (415 amino acids)
Biological process (GO): glycolipid biosynthetic process
Cellular component (GO): mitochondrion; plasma membrane; lipid droplet
Source: RefSeq, a predicted model, not a curated record
AUGUCGCAGUUCGACAGACAAUAUGAGUGCGUCGUCUUCGGCGCCACUGGAUACACUGGCAAGUACACAGCCGAGCACAUCGCCAGUAGCCUGCCAACCGACUUCAAAUGGGCCGUCGCCGGCCGCUCUGAGCAAAAAUUGAAAGGCUUAGCUGAGGAGCUCAAAGCAAUCAAUCCGGAUCGCACACAACCAGCCAUUGAGAUUGCGCAAGUCAACAAGGCUGAUCUUAUCCAAUUGGCAAAGAAAACCAAAGUUUUGAUCUCGACAGUCGGACCAUAUCAUAAAUACGGCACGGCAGCGGUUGCAGCUUGUGCUGAGACGGGAACGCACUAUGUAGACUGUACCGGAGAGGUCCCAUGGGUGUACGAUAUGGUGAACAAGUACGGCGAUCUAGCUAAGAAGACUGGCGCGAUCAUUAUUCCUCAGAGCGGCAUCGAGAGCGCACCUCCAGACCUCAUCAGUUGGAUGCUUGCAGCAUAUCUACGCGAGACCCUGCAGGUUGGAACGAAAGAACUGGUAGUAUCACUACAUGAUCUGAAGGCCUCUGCCAGUGGUGGUACACUGUCCACAGUGCUCACCCUGUUCGACACGUACAGCCUCUUCCAAGUUCUCCGAGCACUUCGACCACACUCGCUGACUCCGAUUCCUGCGCCGAAGAAGACCGUCUCGCCAUCGUUGUGGGAAACCUUGACUGGACUCCGUACAGAGCCUGACCUGGGCCUUCUUACCGAUAGUAUCUCCGCUGCGACUGAUGCUCCCAUCGUUAACCGUUCUUGGGCAUUGUACAACAACGGAGAGUACUACGGACCCAAAUUCCAUUUCAGCGCUUAUAUGCGCGCGACUGACCAACUCCGCGGAUUUGCCAUGCACUUGGCUUUGGCCAUAGGUGCAGCGAUUCUCAUAUUAUCGCCAGUCCGAUGGCUGCUGAAGAAACUUGUCUAUCAGCCUGGAGACGGUCCAACAAAAGCUCAAGCGAGCCGCGAUCGCUGCGAAUGGCGUGCGAUUGCCCACGCAGACGUGUCCGACCCCAAUGAUCCCAAGCGUGCUUAUGGUCGCAUUCGAUGGGAGGGAAGCAUGUACUAUCUGACAGGUGUCCUGCUCGCCGAGGCUGCGUUCGUUAUUGCUCGCGAAAAGACGAAGGCGCACGAACUUGGUGGUGGAAUCUUGACCCCGGCGACAUUGGGCGCUCCGUUCCUUGAACGUCUGAACAAAGUCGGCUUCAAAUCAGAGGUGAAGAUGCUUCCUUGA